UGAAAUUGUUGUUUUUUAAAAAAAAAAAUAUUGUACAGAAUAAUUUCCCUUUCUUUUCACAUGUUCAUUUUUAGAUGAAGCGAAACCCAAACCAAAGAUUUUUGUGCCAAAUAUUACAAUGCCUAAAUUGCCAGAAGGAGAAAAAGUUGAUUUCGAUGAUAUUCAUAGGAAGCGCAUGGAGAAGGACUUGAUGGAACUACAGUCUCUUAUUGAGGCACACUUUAUACAAAGAAGAAAAGAGGAAGAAGAGUUAAUAGCUCUAAAGGAAAGAAUAGAAAAACGAAGGGCUGAAAGAGCUGAACAACAAAGAGACCGUGCUGAAAGGGAAAAAGAAAGACAAAACAGAGUGGCAGUGGAAAAAGCAAGAAAGGAAGAAGAAGAGCAUAGAAAGAGACAAGAAGAGGAUGCUAAAAAGAAAAAGGUCCUUUCAAACAGGUCUUACCAAUAUGGAGGCUACCUGCAGAAGGGCUACGUAAAAAAAGGUGCUAAGAAGCAAACAGAAAAAGAGAAGAAGAAAAAGAUUUUGGCAGAAAGACGAAAGCCACUUAACAUUGAUAAUCUAAGUGAUGACAAGCUGAAGGAGAAGGCGAAUGAGCUACAUCAGUGGUUGUUACAGCUGGAAGGGGAAAAAUUUGACCUUAAUGAAAAACUGAAGAGGCAAAAAUAUGAUAUUAAUGUUCUUCGCAUCAGAGUCUCUGAUCAUCAGAAACACAGUGCCAAAGGUGCUCGAGCUGGCAAAGGCAAAGUAGGAGGAAGAUGGAAGUAAAAGGCUGACAAGUGCUUUAGCACAAAAAGUGAUGCCUGUUCCAUUAGUUUAAAAUAUCCUCUGAAUAUAAAUUACAUUUAAAAAAUAAAAUGCAUUUUAAUUCUGUAGAAGAAGAAAAAACUCUAAUUAUUUGCAUGAAUUUGUAUUCAAGGUUUCUGUGCAUUAUUAUAACCUAGUUUUAGAAAUGGAUUUAAAGUUCAGUUUUUUGAAAUGUCUUGUUCUUUAUAGAAAAGUGUAAACAUAUACUCUUUAAAAUGACAAUAAACAGUAUUUUGCACUGA
This is a messenger RNA of Erpetoichthys calabaricus (reedfish), 1047 nucleotides long. RefSeq names its product troponin T, cardiac muscle isoforms-like. NCBI's taxonomy places the organism in Eukaryota, Metazoa, Chordata, Cladistia, Polypteriformes, Polypteridae. The record is from RefSeq and is a predicted model, not a curated record. Bases 119 to 766 code for a protein of 215 amino acids. Gene Ontology annotation, biological process: regulation of muscle contraction; sarcomere organization; cardiac muscle contraction. Gene Ontology annotation, molecular function: troponin I binding; tropomyosin binding; troponin C binding. The transcript has 10 exons. Gene Ontology annotation, cellular component: troponin complex.